GUUUGAGUGGUUUGUUUUUCUCCUGUUCAAAGACCCGAAACACGAGAACUUUGUUUGCUUUGCUUUGGCUGGUCAAUAAAUAUUAUGAUGGGGUGCGUUUUGGUUGUCGCCACCAUCGAAUCGGCGAUCCUAAUGCGCCGCAGAUCAAGUUGUUCAAAAGUGGAAUGAUUCGUGUAUUGUGUUCGAAUUGUGAUGAAUGAUGACCCGUCGUCGUUCGGUGUGAUUAUCUCCGACAUGUUGUGCAGCUGAUGCGAAAUACCUACUUGGAAGGUUUAUUUUCGUAGAGCUGACGACAGUGCGGUGGGUUGCUCGCAGUAACGAAUCGAAAGUCAAGUGCACGCGGCGGCAACCAGUUCAGGAUUCGGGACGACUCACAGUCAACUUGAAAAUUGAAAGUGUUUUAUCGGUGAAGACGACGCAGAACAGCCAGAGGGCGAUGCGAGCAUAGUGCCAGAGGUGGGGAACGACAAAACGAGAUUCUGGAGUGCCGAUUUGAUUGAUCGUCGACUUCGUCGAGUGCGUGUGAUUUUUAUUGGCAUUCUACACCGUGGGACGGACCCCUUUGGGAGGCAAAAAAUAGAAGAAUAAAAAACGUGCCUUGUAGUUCUGAGUCUAUGUGAGAAUAAAACAGAAACAUACAGAGCGCAGCAGCAGCAGCAACAGCGGUGAAGUGCAUUGUGUUGGGCCUGUCGGCUUGGAUUGUCAUGUGAAUAAAUUAGGGAGACCGUAAUCGGAUUAAAUGCCUGCGUAUCUACGAGGUGCGAUCGGGACGGGAAUCGAUUCCGGUGGACCCACUACUGGUUUGUGAGCACCAUUAGGAGGCACAUUAAAAUAGUAAAACUAUCACGAUCUACAAUCCCUCCAACCCGAUCGCAGUAGCCCCAGCAGUUACGACAGCGCAAGGAAAUCUCCCUGGCAACGCCGGUAAUGUCCCCAAAACUGGCCUACUGAGUGGCCCCCGAUUGGUCGUUCUGCACCGGCACAAUGGCGACUUUGGUUUCACCCUGCGGCAUUUUAUCGUCUAUCCACCGCCAGAAGCAACUUCGGACCCCAACACUGACCGUUUAGCGGCGGCAGCCGGAAUGCCCAACUUUGCCCAACCGAUGGAUACCGUUUUCGUGAAGAAGGUGCACCCGAAUUCGCCGGCAUUUCUGGCCGGUCUGCAGGAGGGCGACCGAUUGCUGGCGGUGAAUGGCCUUUCGGUGGCGAGUCUACCGUACGCCCAGGUGGUAGCCACGAUCCAGCAAACGCCGAAAACCCUAACGCUGCAGGUGGUGCCGAAGAAUUAUGAUCUGCUGCAGACGUACUUCAGCGAUACGGCCUACAACCCGGAAACGAACCAGCGACCCCAACCGCAGCAGCUAUUUAUCCCGAAAGCAGCCUCAACGCCCAACUCGCGAACCAGCAUCGCAAGCGGAGGGCCACCGGCCGCCAGUAGUGUCGGGGUCAAGCGAGUCCUAACGGAUCAGGAAAAGCAGGAAUCUCUCUACAGUACGCUGCAGGAAAUCGUUGAAAAUGCUGCCGCCAGCAAGGCGAUUUAUGCCGAAGUACCCAAGAUUCGGUCGCCUCCGGUGGCGGCCGAAGCUCCCCAGCGUUCGGCCGCCGCCAAGCCUCUGGUGUUCGAUUUCGAUCCGGUUAAACAACAGCACUACCUGGCACAGCAGCAGCAGCAGCAGCAAAAGCUGCUGCAGCACGGACGAGACAGUGAUUCUAUUAGUUCGUACGAUUCGGUCAAAUCUGCCGCCACCCUUUCGGCCAACGAUGUCCAACUGAUGGGUGGAGGUGAUAGUGCAAUAAUGUCUCGCUUGCGAAAGAGCUUUGAACAGAAGGAGGAAUUCCUGAGGCGACCCGCACCGGUCACAGGUUCUGCCAAUGUUUCACAAUCUUCGGGGGCUGCUCCGUUCGAUGUGCAGCAGCGAGAAUUUUACGGACGUCCCAAUCGAUUGCAGAAAUCCGUUUGGCCUCCAAUACAGCAGCGACAACCUCCCCCCUCCAUAACUACCAUGCCUGUGAUAUCCUCCAACGAGCACCCCCAACAAGAUUCCUUAGCCAAACCAUCGAAAAUGUCCUCCGGGACGCAAACGGCGGUGGCAUCAGUCUCAAAUUCAAUCGCCGCUGGAAGCAACUUAACAACUGUGCGCGAGCAGCACUCGUCUCACCUGUCCGCGAUCCGGGAGCAAUUCUUCAGCGGAAUCAACGGAUUGGCACCCUUUUCGGAGGGUCCGCCCAAAUCGGCACCUCCUUCGCUGGCUUACCAGCAACAGCAACUAAGUGGGUCACAAUCGGCUCUCCCACUGUCACCGCAAAGUAUGCACGUCGUUUCCGAGAAGGCCAAACUGUUCGAAUCCGGACGGCCUCUCUCGCCCGACGGAAUCGACCGGGCCGAGCUGUACAAGAGUGAGCUCAGCCGGAUCAACACCAAACAGGUGGUGGCUAACGUGGCCGUACGGCGGAAAGAGUUUGAAUUGAAGGCGGAGAGUACCGGAUGGCGAAGGUCGACAGAAGAAAAACCACAUUCGGUUAGUUCGGAUUCCGACUCGCGUCGAACUCCCGUCCGAGUGCGAUCCCUAUCUGUCGAGUCGACCCACAAUAGGGAUCUCUCCGCUGCGGCAGCGGCGGCAACAAGUGGUAGCAGUGACGAUCAGCUGAUAAACAGCAAGGAAUCCGGCUCCGGCCACAGUCCGGGAACUUGUACCCUACUCCGACAGCGACCGGUUCGAGAAAACUCGUACCGUAAUGCAGUCCGUAACUCGACAGCAUUUUGGUUACAAGGACCGGCCACAUCGGGAGCUUUCGUACCGCCACCAUCGACACUGAUCAGUCCCCCGUCCUCAGCACCACCCACCCAAUCUCAUCCCUCGUUCCCGUUCUCACCUUCAUCCCUCAACCCUCCACCCAUUCUGGCCCCGGUUGCACCGGCUCGUACCUACGCGGCCGCACACCACCGACUGCAACCACUCUCCGAGGAACAAUUCCGGCUGAAGAUGCUCCACCGCAAUCAAACGAUCGUGGAAGUGCACAGCCAACCCACGGCGUCAGCCUUGGGCGAUGAGCCCCUCCUCGGGGCCAUCAGCAAUAGCAGUUCCGACGAGGGUGGUCUAGCUGGCAUGGUGGUCGCACGAGGACCGGCCGGUGUCGCCGCCGACGGUGAUGUAGAUAUGAAACCAGUUCCUUCCCCGUUCCUCCUGGCAGCGAUGCCGAAGACGACAACAACGCCGUCGACAGCGACGGUACCACCAUCGCAAGCAGUCCCAGUCCCAGCUUCGCCAUCCGUGGCUACUUCCGGUGUAACUGUUCCUACUAGCAGCAUUGGGGGCAUGAGUUGUCCAUCGUCUACGGGGGCACCGACGGCGGCUGUCCGGCCGACGACGUUGAAUUUGUGUUCAGACUCCAGCCAGGUUGUGCUCCGCCAGAAGCACCACCACCCCCAUCAUCAGCAGGUGGCGCCCGGCAACGGUGCACUCAACAUCGACGAAGAUGAGCGCAAAACUCGCCGGAUAUCGUACCUCCGGGCGACGGCCACCGAGAAUCUGUUCCAGAUGAUGGAGAGUAGCGACCCGUCGGAUAGCAGCCCGAUGUCGUUGCCGGCGGACACACCCGACACCGAGCCGGAGGGGGGCACCCUCGCUGACAUCGGGUUGCAGCAACAGCAGCAACAACAACAACAACUGCAGCCGCUGAAUUUGCAACCAUCGCAGCAGGCGUUGAGCUCCGCUGGACAGCAACCGCAGCAACUGAAAAGCCACAGUGCCAAGUCGAAAGCGCUGGCGCACUUCCGGGACUCGCCGGCGGAUCCCUCGGUGCCGGUGCUGCGCGAGGGCGAACUCAACAUCAAGGUGACGCUGAUCGACGGGAAGCGCUCGCAGGACCGCAGCUGGCGGACGGUGCACGCCGAGCUGCGGGGCAACCGGCUGCGGUUGACGUUGCUGCGCGACGCCGGGAAGGCGUCCACUCAGAGCCCCGAACCGUCCGGGAUAAUCGAUCUCACCAACUUCCACGUGGCCGAGGGUAACUACACCAAGCGGAAGAACGUCUUCAAGCUGACGACGGUUGGCUACCAGACGCAACACCAUCAGCAGCAGCACCAGCAGCAGCAGCACUCGCUCGGCAUCAUGGGAGGUGGUGGUCCGACGGCGGCCCAAUCGCACCAGCAUCUGGCGGUGCACCACACGCUGUCGGCCGGGCCGUCGUCCGGGUCGUCCUCGAUGUACAAGGGCUACGAGAGGGAGCUGCUGCUGCAGGCCGACUCGCACAACGACAUGCGCCUGUGGAUGGACUCGCUGCGGACCGUCUGCCGGAGCAGUCAGUACCUGAAUAGUAGUGACUACAUCAACAACCUGGGAGGUCAGCAGGCGGAGCCGCAACGGGUGGCCGCCCUAACCAGUGUGCAAUCGACGAGUAAUGACGAGUUUUCACCAGUUUUGUCGGCGAAAUCCCAUCGUAAGUAUGCGUUGGGGUCGAGGUCACCCUCGGGUCAAUCACCUGUCACUAAGAGUCGCAAGACUCCGCAUCAGAGUUCAGUGGCCGCAUUGACUCCGGUGGUCGUGUCCAGCAGCAACCAAUCGCACAGUGGAAAGGAGAGCUCCGACAAGGAAACCGGUUCACCCAAAUCCAAAACCUGGAAGGGCAUCGUGGCGCGGCAAUUCCGAAAGAUGCAAGGACAACCUGGGUCACCGGGUGCCCAAAAUGCGGAAAUGCUCCUACCGGAUGGAGCAUCCAUCAAUGUUCCCCUGCAGCUAUGUCCUCCGUCGGACGAAAAUCCAUACGUUCCGCUGCUUCUGGCCAAAUGUACGAACAUAGUCGAAUCCAAGGGACUCGGAGUAAUCGGAAUCUACCGGAUACCGGGCAAUACGGCAGCCAUAUCCCAACUCACGGAACAGGUCAACCGGGGCAUGGACGAGGUCACUAUCCGCGAUCCUAAGUGGGACGACGUCAACGUAGUUUCGUCCCUGCUCAAAUCAUUCAUUCGGAACCUGCCGGAACCGUUGCUCCCGAACGAAAUGUAUCAUAGCUUUAUCAACGCCGACAAACUGGCCGGCCAGCAAAGACUGAUCGAGCUGAAGCAGCUACUCCAUCGAAUCCCGUCGUACAACUACGAAACGCUGAAGCACCUGAUGCGUCACCUGAACAUCGUGUCCACCAACGCGCAGGUCAACCUGAUGGAUCCCCGAAAUCUGGCCAUCGUAUUCGGGCCGUCGGUGGUCCGGUCCGCGAACGAGUCGCUCGAGACGGCCGUCAAGGACAUGAAACACCAGUGCCAGAUCGUCGAGGUGCUCAUCAAUCACUAUUCCUACUUCUUCGAAGACGAUCUAUUGCCGAGUGUGGUGGAGAAACAGUCGACGACCACCGUCGAUUCCGGCUUGGACGUGCCGUCAGCGUCGCUGUUGCUGGAUAAUGUUUCUAAAAUUGAACCCUUCAAAGAAUCAUCCAAGGAGAGUAGCUCCCACUUUGUGGCUCAGAUCGUACAGGCGGCUAAUAGAAAGAUUCGAAGAACAGCACAGCGGAAGAGCACCAUGUCUUCUACGACGCCGGACACCCUCUCACUGGACAGUACAACGUCAGCGGAAUCGAAGGAACAGUCGUCCCGAUCAUCGUCCCAGCAGCAACAGCACCACCAGCACCAGCGGUAUUUGCAUCCGAGCAGUGCCGGUGCCGUUUGUGGAUCCAUCGUGGGUAGCAACAAUCUGUCACCGCCGGACCCUGCGGCCAGUCCGGGAGUGCACUCCGACGACAGCCAGAAGGAGAACGUGGUUUAUCAGCAGCAGCAGCACUUCUACCAGCAUCGCCAUCAUCAUCAGCAGCAGCAUCAAUAUCAGCAUCAUGUUCGGGGGGAUCCCGGCGGUGGCGGCGGCGGCAUCGGAGGGAAUCGACACCACAGCACGACCAGCCAGAGCAACGACGACAACUCAUCAGUAUUAAACCGGUCGUCCGAGGACGACUCGAACGAUAGUGCAUUUGCCGAUAAUGGUUCGAUGUCCCUGAAUACGGUCACGAUCGCGCUGGACAACAAGCUGCGCUCGUUGCGCAACUCUUCCAUCGAUUCCGACCGGGACGCGCUGGACACCACACUGGAGAGUGACUGCGACAACAGCAGCAGCUGCCACAGUGCGGCGGCCGCCCUCCAUGGAGCCAAUUCGACUCCGACGCGCCGCUCGGUGCACCACUCGCGUCCCCUCACGCUGGGCGAAAACAUUCCAUACGCGGACGAGUCUCCGGAGCGGCCGCUGAUUCAGACGCGUGCGAAACCACUGCGGCAGCAUAGCAACAAUAAUAACACUGGUAACUUCCCGAAAGGUACGGUCGACAGCUCGGCAAACAGCAAUCUGGUCAACAACAACAACAGCAACAGUAGUACGGGCCUGGCCAACGGGGACGAUUCGGUGAAGUCGGCCCAGUCGCAAAAGUCUAUUGACAGCGGCGGGACGACCACGAAUUCGAACGAAAGCUGCGUCACGCUGGUCAACGAAGAUGAAGACGAGGACGACAAAGUUAACAUCUCGAUAAGCUCGGACGACACGGAUACGUCCACGACGAGCAACCCGCGGGAAAAGUUGACUUCCACCUACCGAAUCGACACCGAGGUGCUGAAGAAGAUGAACCGCAUUCUGACCAACCUGGAACGGAAGGCCAAUAACCUGGAGCGUAAGUUCAACCUAAACAGGUCGCUUUCGCUGAACUAUAAAAAUCAUAAAAACCUGGAGUGCUGUUGUGGUCACGCUGUGCCUACUGCAACGACCACACCCGGAAGCGUGAUCCCCUGUUGCCACAACAACAACAACCUGCACAGCCAUCAGAACCAGAACAACAACAGUCUGAACAGCGUCAGCAUGAACAACAGUUUGAACGUGCGGACGCGUCUGAUGUUGACCAAGGACGAAAAGACCGACAAGAACAUCAACCGGCGGCGGCAGAUCCACGACGUCAGCCAAACGGUGCCGCCCCAUUCGCUGACCAGCGAGGGCGGCGGGGGUGUAUGCUGCGGCGGUACCGGUCCGCAGAUUAUCCUGACGCCGACGGCAAAUCCGUCGGCACCAAGUGGUGGCGGCGGACGAACGCGCCGGCAGAUGGGCAAUCGGUCGAUCAGGAGGAGACACACGGUGGGGGGAACGCACGAUUACUACUCGACGGGAACGGGGACGACGACGGCGGCGGGGAAUAAGCAUGCUGCGGGACAUAACGGGUGUCAGCAGCAGCAGCAGCAGCAGCAGAAUAUACAGCAACCGCAGGGUGCGACCAGAGUGAUAGGGGCUAGCGGAACCGGGGUGAUGGUGCCGCAGCAGGGGGUUUGUCGGGGUGAGGAGAAAUAGGCGGGAACGGUAGAUCAGCGGCGGUGUUUGGCCCCUUUUUUUAGAAGGAUUUAAAUGCUUUUUUUGUUUUUCGAUCAGUCAGCGUAGGAAGAAAGUAUUCCUAGCAAAGCUGACUAGGAGUUAUUGCGAGCAUAAUACUGUGCAAUACUCAAGAUGUCUUGAUUUAUUUUCUGUAGUUUGUAUCGAAAAAAUUGUAGUCUUAUCGUUCUUUUUGGUUGUUCAACGAUUUCUGAUAUUAUUUUUGAUAGAUGUUCUAAAAUUUCUUUAAAAGACAAUGUUUUCAACAUAUCCGUAUUUCUAAAUCGGAUGUAGACAAAAUUCAAACUAAAUAUUUUCGUUUCAAUAAAUGUCGAUUUAUCUAUCUUU
This is a messenger RNA of Armigeres subalbatus, 7673 nucleotides long. RefSeq lists its product as uncharacterized. The record is from RefSeq and is a predicted model, not a curated record. Gene Ontology annotation, molecular function: protein binding. The coding region runs from base 1083 to 7307 and encodes 2074 amino acids. Lineage: Eukaryota; Metazoa; Arthropoda; Insecta; Diptera; Culicidae. Gene Ontology annotation, biological process: signal transduction. The transcript is spliced from 15 exons.